CACUUGAGAACAUGAAUUCACCGUCAGCUUUGAAUGCUGAAGAGGAUUGCAUCUGUUUCUGGCAAACAUGAAGUCAGACCUCUGGUAUUUCCUUCUCUUCUGCUUUCAAGUUGAAGCCCUAACAGAAGAAAGACAACAUGGCAUAGCUAAUCAUGGGUUCAUGUCCCAGCUAUGAGCUGUGUAAUCCUGGGCAAGAUACUCACUUUUCUGCUCCCAGUCUAGCUUGGAGAAAUCAAUGAUUCUGCCAAGUCUGAGAUGUUCACGUUUCACGAUGGAGGUGUACAAAUUUUAUGCAAAUUCAGUGAUACUGUCUGGCAAUUUAAAAUGAAGUUGUGGAAAGGGACGGAAGUACUCUGUGAUCUCACUAAGACAAAGGAAAGUGGAAACACAGAGUCCAUCAAGAAUCCAAAAUCCUGUCAGUCUCAGUUAUCCAAUGACGGUGUCUCCUUUUUUCUGAAUAACUUGGACAGUUCUCAUGCCAGCUACUACGCCUGUGAACUGUCAAUUUUUGAUCCUCCUCCUUUUCAAAAAAAGAAUAUUAGCAGAGAAUAUUUGAAUGUUUAUGAAUCACAGACUUGUUGCCAGCUGAAGUUCUGGUUACCCAUAGGAUGUGCAGCUUUUGUUGUUGUCUAUAUUUUUGGAUGCGUAUUUCUUUGUUGGCUUACAAAAAAGAAGUAUCGAUCCAGUGUGCAUGACCCUAACAGUGAAUACAUGUUCAUGGCAGCAGUGAACACAGCCAAAAAACCCGGAGUCACAGGUGUGACUCAUAAUUUGGAACUCUGUGGCACCCAGGCAUGAACUGGGCUGGCCAGCACCCCCUGACGUGAAGUGCAAGAUUCCCUCGUUCCCUGGACCACAGAGAGUCAGCCUUGAUUUGAGUACAUACAUCUUCUGCUGGGGUUUUGUUCAAUGUGGACCAGUGACUCUAUCACUCAAAAGGGACUUUAACACGCUGUUUCAGUACUGUUGGGUUAUCGCAAUACCCUCUUGCAACUAGUUUUAUAGAAAGCCCAGCUCAACAAAUAGACCUCGUUGGGAUGAAUCCUUAUCUUCAUAUCUGCUUCUAGCAAUGCACCAGCCGGUAAAACCGACACACCUACAGAUAUUUUUAAGAGAUGCCAAGGGUACUGAAUCUGCAAAGAAAAUGGGCAGCCAAGGGCCAGCAUCUGUCCACGUUUCAUCAACAGACUACCUCUUCUUCCUACAGGAAUGAGCAUUGCUUUUUAAUGAGAUACUGGAGGGAGAUGCUUCAAAAUUGUAACUAUUUUAUUUCUGAGGUGUCGACAUAUAAUGUACUAUUAUAGUACAUUAGUACACAGUAUACCUUCCAAACUUCUGAACCCCAGUCCUCCACUCUAAGAGUUUAGAUGCCUUCAUCUUCCUUCAAUUUUCCUUUUUAAAAUACUUUUACAUGACCACUCGACAGCCCUUCUGAGUAGGGAGCUAGUUCUAUGUUUCCCCCCUUUACUUCUCAGUAAGACACAUAUAAUAUAUAUUAAGUUACAGCCUAAUGAAUAUUAUUUGCCUAUAUUCUCCCUAUAAGAAUAUUUUUGCUCCAGAAAGACAUCUUAUUUUCCCAAAUUCAGUUAAAAUGAUUUACUUUGUUGACUUGUUUCUACCCCAUUAGUGGUAAAAACAAACAAACAAACAAACAAACAAACAAACAAACCCAAACACAAAAACCAACAAAAUAUUGCCCAGAAUCAGGAGGGACUUUAUUGUAUGAUUCUAUUUUCUACCAUUAUCUAUAUUUUCAUGGUGCUAUUAAUUACAAGCCAGGCUGUUUCUGUAGAUCAUAUUAAAAUUGCAAACCUAAAAACCCCCCAAACCAUCUUUCCCUGUCAAGCAUUGCCCUGGAGAAAGAGCCAGUGAUCCAUUCAGCAGAAAGCUGUAGUUCCUGUAGAGGUCACUUCCAAACUACAGCCACGCUGACCUCUAGGUUUGACAGGAUGAAAUGGUCCCAUCAGCCUGGAGCAGCCAUCCAGACCUGGGGCGGGUGGGGGGGGAAUUUCCAAGGGUUGAGAAACUCCCCUGAGCCAAGGACAACCAGCUGCUGUCGCCCCCAGAGGCAGAAGUCACCCUGGGGACCCCGGUGAGUCUGCCUGCAUUUGUAUUUCCAGGGUCUGGGAAGAAACACAAAUGUGUCAGGGACCGUCAGCAUGAUUCCCUCUCCUAGGAACCAUUCAGCCUGGAAACUGGCCCUGGCCCUUCAAGAUAGGCUUCCUUUGAAUACUAUUUGAUUGGAAAGAUUCCUGAAUACACAUCAUAUGUGAUUAGUCUUAGCUGCAUUAUUUUCUCCACUUCCUGUUCGCAUGCCCCAUGCUUCUGAAGCAGCCAAGGUCUGUGCAACAACAUUUGUAACUUUAGGUAAAAUGGGGUUGUUUCGUUGUUUUAAAGUUGGUAGGGGCCUGCUUAUACCAGAUGUGUCAUCAUGCAUACUUAUGUUGUAAGCAUGCGUGAUGCUGGACGCGUACAGUACAGUACUGCCUUUGUAAUUUGAAUCAAGUACAGUGUUCUGUUUCUAGCUGACUCGGACAGCCCGGUCGGCUCUGCAGAGUGUUCCCUGGGUGGUUUGCGGCGUGCUGGGUGGGGGGUGGGGGGAGCCGUGGAGCCUUCCAGUGGGGUCCGCCUGGCCUGGUUGUCCACACUGUGCUCUCAAGCAUCCUCAUCCUCAGCACUGGACGUUUCAAAGUGAAUUAUUAAGAGAUACAAUUUCUGUGAAAUAAAGACUUGUUUUAAGAGGAGCUACUCAUGAAAUUGAUUUUAGCAGUAGUAGAAAACUAAGGAAUAAACGUUUGAUAUUCAGCCACUGAAAA
Messenger RNA from Ailuropoda melanoleuca (giant panda), 2816 nucleotides. RefSeq names its product inducible T cell costimulator (gene ICOS). The transcript is spliced from 6 exons. The record is from RefSeq and is a predicted model, not a curated record. Bases 256 to 798 code for a protein of 180 amino acids. Gene Ontology annotation, biological process: T cell tolerance induction; T cell costimulation; cell-cell adhesion. Lineage: Eukaryota; Metazoa; Chordata; Mammalia; Carnivora; Ursidae.